AUGUCGCCCUAUUACAACCCACUUUGGAAUUACGGUCUUGGCUAUGGCACAGGUAUCUUUGGAGGCGGCUGGCUGAACGGCGCCUACGGUGGCGGAUACCCAGGACUCCUAAUGGGAGGCGGAUUGGGACUCAACUUUUUGCGCUCUCCGCAAUAA
Messenger RNA from Puccinia triticina, 156 nucleotides. RefSeq lists its product as uncharacterized. The transcript has 2 exons. The coding region runs from base 1 to 156 and encodes 51 amino acids. The record is from RefSeq and is a predicted model, not a curated record. Lineage: Eukaryota; Fungi; Basidiomycota; Pucciniomycetes; Pucciniales; Pucciniaceae.